Messenger RNA from Eimeria maxima, 2007 nucleotides. Its product is annotated as endonuclease/exonuclease/phosphatase domain-containing protein, putative. The record is from RefSeq and is a predicted model, not a curated record. The transcript has 7 exons. Lineage: Eukaryota; Apicomplexa; Conoidasida; Eucoccidiorida; Eimeriidae. Bases 1 to 2007 code for a protein of 668 amino acids. Gene Ontology annotation, molecular function: sphingomyelin phosphodiesterase activity.
AUGGCUCCCCCACAGAAACCGGUGGAGAGCGGAGAACAGCAGGAAGACGGGGGUUGUUUAUGGCCAGCUUCGCAAGCAAGAACCCACGCUGUUGACGCUUUUCAGAAGAUGAUGCAGCCCGAUGAGCCGGAAGUUUCUGCUGCUCCAGAGUCGAAUUCAGCGCCGACUGAGAAACCUCGACGAACGACGCACAAAGGUUCUGAUUCAGUUUCGGUGCCCUGUCUUGAGGUGAACGAUAAGGGUAAGAAGGCAGAAGACUCGCCGGACAGCACUUCACCGCAGGGAGCCCAUAAGAACGGUUCUUCCGUGCGAGUGUCUCCUCGAAGUGCUAAGAAGACUCCGCGGGGCCACCAGGCAAGGUCCCUUCGGGGUCACCCGUCAAAGUCCAAGCCUCACCACGUUAGCUGCUCACGAACACAACCUCGGGAUUGUGGAACUCAAGCGUCUGGAGCUAAGGCUGUACAUGAGCACCAGAGACAACAGCCAAAAGAACACAGGGAGCGCCAAUACGAACGUUCGAAGGAGAAAACGGAUGAAAAAAGCCAAGAAGAAGAAGGGCAGCCUUCUGACCCAGAUGCGUUGCCGCCGUCCCUAUCGUUGGAGGCUCGUAGGUCCACGUACUUCAGCAUAUGUCUGAAUUCCUCUCCCGACGAGCUAACUGUUGUGUCGUACAACUUGAACAUGGGAAACUGUUGGGGCCUUUUCGACGAUAACUGGAGAAAACGGGAGGCUGCCCUGAUUCGCUACCUUCUUUGCUUAGAAGAGACACACCACCCCGAUAUACUUUUGAUUCAAGGAGCCUUUUCUACUUCGACGCAGCGCCUCUUGAGGAGGCUCCAUAGGGAAGAGCCAAUGUUUCCCUUCCAGACAAGAGUGGUGGGCGCUGAUCCGGGAUGUUGCAGUACUGAGAACGAGGACGGCUACUGUUCGUGUUGCGGCCACUGCUGGUGGUGCCUGACCCGGAUUUCGAGCAAACCUGAGGGAAAGAACCAACCUACAGCAUUUGUGACGAAAAGCGGCUGGGAUUCUGUAUGCGGAAGCUUCUCACGUUUCAGAGGAAAUGGCGGGAUAGUAAUCCUAUCCAAGUGGCCAAUCCUGCGUCGUCAUGCCUAUAUUUUUUCUUCCUCUGCAUAUCCCCAGUCACUAUACAAUGCAGGGGCUGCUUUGGUUCAGGUGGAAAAGUGCGGAAAGGUCUACAACUUGCUUGCCAUGCAGUUGCAGCCUGGGCCAAACAAUAACGCUCUCCGCGUGUCUCAAGUGAAGGAGGUGAUGGCCUGGGCUAGAACCGGUAUGGAGGAUGCAGAGAAAGUGGAGUUCGCUUCAUGCGAUGUUGAUGCAGCCUUCGCUUCCCCAGGGGAGGGAAGUACUGGCACGGAGGGCUCUGUCGUCUCCAGUGAGAUUACGGGCAAGCCCGAACGAUCGGCCACGCUGAAGGAAGGUCUGCCGGAGCUUGAGCUUAGCAGUCCUCCAGGGAUUACAGAACCAGAACUGGCUAAACCCAAACCGUGUCGUCGUCGUCGCCUUGCCGAGCUUCCUAAGGGCAUUUUGAAGGCCACAGAUCCCCUCAUCAUUGGAGGAAGCUUGAACUUUCGUUUCUCAGCGGAUCGCGCUUAUCUCGCUGAAGCCUUGGGAUCUGAUGGUUUCAGUGCCAAUUUAGCUCUAGAAGAUGCAUCUGUCGCACAGCCAAACUUCGACACGGUCAACAACGAUACAUGCUACCAAGGCCAGGGAUGCCCGGAGAGUCCGAAGCAGGAGCUUCUGGAUUACUUGCUAAUAUACUCUGAACACGCUGGUCGCGUUGCCCGUGGGCAAAGGACGCUGGUGGAUUCUUCCCCAGAGAAGAUCGCCUAUCGCCCUUUGAUAAUGGGUUGCCUACCACGUGCGACAUUGGAAAUGAAGCGGGCAGCGCUCAAAGUGCUCGUCCAGUUCAAAUGUGGCACGUUCACGCUUCCCCAGUGCUUGAAGGUUUCUAAAUCAACAAGGAAAGUCUUGCGGAAGACGGAUUAG